Telopea speciosissima is the source of this 1945-nucleotide messenger RNA. Its product is annotated as eukaryotic translation initiation factor 5-like. Gene Ontology annotation, biological process: formation of cytoplasmic translation initiation complex; formation of translation preinitiation complex; translational initiation. The record is from RefSeq and is a predicted model, not a curated record. The transcript has 2 exons. The coding region runs from base 507 to 1862 and encodes 451 amino acids. Gene Ontology annotation, cellular component: cytosol. NCBI's taxonomy places the organism in Eukaryota, Viridiplantae, Streptophyta, Magnoliopsida, Proteales, Proteaceae. Gene Ontology annotation, molecular function: GDP-dissociation inhibitor activity; translation initiation factor activity; eukaryotic initiation factor eIF2 binding.
CCCUACUCUUUCAGAAAUAGGGUUUUCUCGGGUUGUCGCUUCUUGGAAUCGAUUAUAUAAAGCUGUCCUCAAAUCCUCAUCUUCCAUUCCGUUCCGUGAAGCAAAGGAUACUCGGAGAGGCUAGGGUUCCUCGGGACAUCAACUUUCAACUAAGUUUGCUCUGCUAUAUCUGUAGAUCGCCAAAGUGGAGGUAGUCAAGUUUGAAGCUUCUUUUAUGUCUGAACGGGCCUCUCUCUAUUUGGGAUCGGUCGGGCUUCUUGGAGAGUAUUGUCCUACUUCAAGGAAAAAGAACAGCCGCUGCAUGCAUCUCGGGCCGUUGCGGGAUUUAACUCAUUAUCAGGGUUGCUAUUGGAUGCAGCCUUACUCAUUUGUUGGGAAUCAGUCCUGUAUUGAAGAAGGAAGUGGCCUGCUGAAAAAUAAAAUUCCUGCCAGUUCAGUAGCCUUCAACUCAAGCUUCUGCUCUCUCUAAUAUAUCUGUCAUAGCAUUUGUGUUCUGAAAAGUAAAGAUGGCGCUGCAAAACAUUGGUGCUUCAAACAGUGAUGAUGCAUUCUACAGGUAUAAGAUGCCAAGAAUGAUAACCAAGAUUGAAGGACGGGGAAAUGGCAUCAAGACCAAUGUCGUCAACAUGGUAGAUAUUGCGAAGGCUUUGGCAAGACCUGCUUCUUACACCACAAAGUACUUUGGUUGUGAACUAGGAGCCCAGUCCAAAUUUGAUGAGAAAACAGGUGUUUCCCUGGUGAAUGGGGCCCAUGAUACUGCAAAACUUGCAGGGCUUCUGGAGAACUUCAUCAAGAAAUAUGUUCAGUGCUAUGGGUGUGGGAACCCUGAGACGGAGAUAGUUAUUACUAAGACUCAGAUGAUCACCCUCAAAUGUGCUGCCUGUGGUUAUGUUUCUGAUGUUGACAUGAGGGACAAACUCACAACCUUCAUAGUCAAGAACCCUCCUGAAACAAAGAAGGGAUCCAAGGAUAAGAAAGUAAUGAGGAGGGCAGAGAAAGAACGCCUCAAGGAAGGUGAGGCUGCAGAUGAGGAGCAGAAGAAGCUUAAGAAAGAGGUGAAGAAGAAGGCUCCCUCUAAGGAUGUGCCCUCCAAAGGAGCCUCAACCAAGAAGAAGGCCAAUUUAUCUGAUGAGGAUCGAUCUUCACCAACUCGCAGCCAAGCUGAUGAGAAUGAAGCUGCCAAUGACGAUGAUGACAUCCAGUGGCAGACUGACACCUCUCUUGAGGCAGCUCGUCAACGUAUCCAGGAGCAGUUGAGUUCAGUUACAGCCGAGAUGGUUAUGCUCUCAACCACUGAAGAGACACCAAAAGCAAAGAAAACAGAAGUUGCUGGCAAGAACGGCACACCAGAAGCAGUCGCAAAAUCUGACCACAAAGGAGGGGAGAAUGGGACUGCUGUUGAGAGCACUCAGGAAAGGCUUGUCAAGGAGAUCAGAGGGAGUCUGAAGAAAGGAUGCACUGUUAGCCAGCUGCAGUCUACCUUGGGAUCCCUGUCAGGUACUCCCCAGGAGGUCAUGAAUGCUUUGUUUGAAGCUCUCUUUGGUGGUGUGGAGAAGGGAUUUGCCAAAGAAGUGGCCAAGAAAAAGAAUUACCUUGCUGCUGCUGCAUCAGGUGAAGAUGGAUCACAAAUGCGUCUGCUGUGGGCAAUUGUGGAUUUCUGUGGAAAGGCAAGCCCUGAAGUGGUGAAGGAGGUUGCUGUGGCUGUAAAGUCGCUGUACGACAUCGAUGUUCUGGAGGAAGAAACUAUUGUACAGUGGUAUCAGGAAGGCUUGGCCGGAGGCAACAAGAACUCCCAGGUCUGGAAGAAUGUGAAGCCAUUUAUUGAAUGGCUUCAGAGCGCAGAGUCCGAAUCCGAGGAGUGAUUUGUGGUAGCUAAGUCAAGCCUUGCGAAGUUACUCGAUUGGCAUCGUUUGGGUUUGUUUCUUCUGUCUUGCUAGUAAGUGUG